This is a messenger RNA of Astyanax mexicanus (Mexican tetra), 4741 nucleotides long. It is a transcript of the gene tlcd4a, whose product is annotated as TLC domain containing 4a. Gene Ontology annotation, cellular component: membrane; endoplasmic reticulum. Bases 340 to 1128 code for a protein of 262 amino acids. The transcript has 7 exons. The record is from RefSeq and is a predicted model, not a curated record. Gene Ontology annotation, biological process: lipid homeostasis. NCBI's taxonomy places the organism in Eukaryota, Metazoa, Chordata, Actinopteri, Characiformes, Acestrorhamphidae.
AGUAACCUCCUCCAGCCCUGUCGCUGCUGCUGCUGCAGCAUCCCGCUAGCGCCCGCCUGCCCGCCGCUCGACCGCCCGCCUGCUAACUCACCGCUCCACCGCGCUCUGCAUAGCCGUGUCGGGGCCCCCGGACCGCGGCGGUCGGGUGACGGCGUGUGCUCCGCGGUGUGGAUGGAGGAGGAGGAGGCGCUAGAUGCACCGGCCGUGCACACUCUUCAGCAGCCCGCGAUGUUUUCAUCCAUCAUCAUCAUGCCCAACUAGCUAACGAGCACAGCGGCGGAGCUAACUCACUCACCCACCCGCUCGGUUGAUGAUUGACGAGAGUGGGCUCGGGUGGCCAUGGACACCUUCACCCAGCUAAUCCUGCUCAUCGCUGUGGUGAGUUUCUUCUUCUUCCAGUGGCUCUUUCACACUGUGAGUCCCUGGGUGUCGUCCAGGAUCAGCCCUGGCUUUCUGAAACUCGGCCACAAACAGCAGAUUGAGUGGAACUCCAGAACGGUGUCCACACUCCAUGCGAUACUGGUCGGACUCUUCUGCCUCUACAUCCUUUUCUUCGAUGAGGCUGUCAAUCAGGACCCUGUGUGGGGAGAUCCUACACUGGUGAAGAUAAACGUGGGAAUAACAACAGGCUACCUCAUAUCUGAUCUGCUGCUCAUAUUUUACUAUUGGAGGGCGAUAGGGGACAAGUUUUUUGUAAUUCAUCACCUGGCAGCAUUGUAUGCUUACUACUAUGUACUGGGCCAAGGAAUGUUGCCUUAUUUUGCUAACUUCCGCCUACUUGCAGAAUUUUCCACCCCAUGUGUAAACCAGCGCUGGUUCUUUGAAGUGUUAGGUUACCCUAGAACCUCCAGGCCCAACCUUGCCAACGGGGUCCUGAUGGCGGCCGUGUUUUUCAUGGUGCGGAUCGCCGUCAUGCCUGUUUACUAUAGCCGUAUGUACUCUGUCAUUGGCACGGAGGCCUUCUACCGGGUCCCCUUCGGCGGCCGCAGUGCCUGGAUCUUCUCCAGCAUCUGCUUGGACAUUAUGAACGUCAUGUGGAUGCACAAGAUCGCUCGCGGCUGCUACAAGGUCUUGCAGUCCAGCCGACAGCUCAAAGCCCAGACUCAGGAGAACGGAAAAACUGACUAAGCAUGACGAAACAUUUGCUCUCUGCAGCGGGGGGAAUUCUAGGAAGUCUCUUUCCUUCUCAGUGCACUCUGAUGUUUCUUUUUUAUGAUUAUUUAUUUCUUUUUUCUUUUUUUUUUUAUCCCUGCUGACAGUUUGUGAGUCAGUCAGCCAGCAGAAGCGUGCUGCUGCCACCGGACAUUUGGACUAUUUCUCUUCUUAUCUGUCUCUCUAUCUAUGUCUCUGUCUCUAUCCUUUGGAGGCCAAGCAGGGAAAUGAAGCUGGACAUCAUGUGACCGCACAGGAGAAUGAAUGACCCCAGAGCAAUACUUACUUAUAUAGUAAAUGGCCAACAUUUUUUUUUAAGCAGGUUUCUCUCUGUAGCAGGAGCACUGAUGUCACAUUGAGCUGAGCACUGCUGGUAAAGACAGAGAGGUCGGGACCCAGUGCUGUUGGAGCUGCACAGCAGCUGAAGCAUUGGGACUUUUAUUUUGAUUUUAUUGAUUUAUUCUAUAUUUUUAUUUUUUGGAAAGCCUGAGGCUUUGAUCUAAACUUUGUUUAGUCCUUGGUAAAAACAAACUAUAGACUCUCUGGGACAAAAAGAACACAAAAACGACAUGUGCCACAUGCUUCUGAUUUAUUCCUCAAAAUCACUGCCCCCACCUUGGUUAAAUCUCCGUCCACUGACUGAGAGAGACUCUUUCCUCUCACCUGCACUGCACUACAGCGGGACUCGUUCAGAUCACAGGCCGGGCCUGAACACCACCCCAGACGCCGUGUACGUGCCGAAAGAGGUUAAGGACAAUUAACUGUGAACCUGCACGCACAUUUUAAAUUUACACAGAGUAUUUUAUACGUGAGAUUGUAGUUGAUCAAGAAGAGAAGUGCACUUUGCUGGUGUGCUGGAGGACACACUGAAGAUUUAUUGCAGCCAACGAAAAACCACGUCAAAAAAAGGGACAUUUCUGCAAUGUUUGUUGAGUAGCCAAGAUGUUUUCACCUCAGAUUUGAUUUGUACGUGUUAAUUGUAAUUGGAAGGGAAUCGGACAUGUUCUCACUCCACUCUGCCAUGAUUACAAGACAGGUCUUGGUUUUUAGAGUGGGAUUAGGAAGCAGUUUACACAAACCCACACAGUCUCACACACACACACACACACACACACACACACAAACAUGCACAUACAAACUCACAUUUGCAAGUCUUUCCACAACACAGCUUCAUCUGUGUCCUCUUUGUACAGUCGAUAAGUGCAUGCUGCAGUGUGGUUCUCUGAAUGUUUGCAUUGUAGAUAGAAAUGUUAUUGGACAUGCUCAAAAUACUCAUUUGAAUUAAUUUUAUGUACAGUGUAUCGAGUCAAUAUAGAACAUAAAUGCUUUUGGAAAAGGGGGUUAAAACAGGAUGUCCAGGGUGUUUCGCUUAGGGAUAGGUACAUUUGUCCUGUACCCACACACAGACACACACGCACACACACACACAGAAAAAAAGCAGGGACUGGGAACUUUUUCCUGCAUCAUACCGUAUUUAUUUGAACCAGUCCAGUCCAGUACUGGGUCAGCAUGUACCUGCAUAUUUAUUCUUUUGAACUGAAAUGUAUGAAAUGUACGGAUAAACAGUGCUUGUUUAUCUACAUAGACGUAUACAGAUAUACAGAAGCAAGAAGGACAUAUAUUACAAUCAGUUUAAACUGCAUCAUGUGUCACUUUGUAAGACAUUUUAGAAUAGAAUGUUUGUACUAUGCGCACUCUUGCAUUUAAAGGCAACUCGCCUUCACUGAUAACUGAAGUAGAGGAUGCUACACGUUGUUGUCGGUUUCGUUAUUGGGAAAGAGUAUUUAUUAUGUGUGGAUGUAUGAGUAGGACCAUGUGAGAUUUCCGGGAAUUGUUUGCUCUUUUAAAAAAAUUGCCAGAAUUUCUAUUUUUAAACAAAUGUACUACUUGAAUCCUUGCUAUACCUUGUUGCGAAAGGCAGGCACAGAAAUUUGAAUUCUUUUAAUUACGGUACGUGCAAGAUGAUUCCAGCCGUAAUGUUUUGCCUUCACGUGUUGUGCAGAAUUUUGUUCCAGAUGCCUUUUCUAGAAAUGUUUCUUUAAGAUUUUUACCACUUUCCAUCCGUGUAAGAUUAUCAUGUCUGUUUGAAUGCAUUAUGUUUGCAUGUCUUUGUUCCUUGCUUUUGUAACUGACUUGCCAUAGGCCGAACGUUGACCCUGAAAGAUUGCCUUUUUAUUUUUGUUUGUUUUGUUUGUGGUUUUGUUGAAAACUGCAUAUUACACCAGCAUAAGGCAAGUCUUAACUUUGAUUUUAAAGCCUCACCAAAUUACCACAGGUUGGUCUUUUCCUUCUGAUUAGAAACACAACAUGUUGGUAGCAUUAUAGAACGGACAUCUAAUUAUGUUCUUUUCACUUUAAUUUCUUCAUGUUCAUUUAUAAUGAGCUUAGCAAGAGUUGAGUUGUUUUAAAGUUCAAUUGAAGUCCAUGGCCAAAUUUCACGAUCCACUAUAAUUGCUUAAGCUGUGUUCCAAAAGUCUAGGCUGCAGGCGAGAUGUGACGACUCUCUCAGUUGCCUAUUGGUCACACGUAUGGAAUAGUCUAACAAGGCUUUGUGGUGACAUCACCAGAAAAAACUCUGGAACUUAUUGUUUUCUGCCCUUUUUGAUCAAUGUUCAUGUAGCUAUUUUUUCCCUUGCAUUGUAUAUGCACAUGUAAUUGCAGGUAACCGAGGGACAGGGAAAGGAUUCAUCAGUUGCAUCCUUAAAAUUGCAACAAACGUUGGCUGCAUUUUCUUUAAACAAAAGGCUUCUUUAAAAGAAGGCUCCUUCAAUUUGUAACAGUGUUCUAUGCUGUAGCAGCCGAGAAAUGUAGCCCAAGCUUUGGAACAAAGCUAUAGUGUACACACAAUGGAUUUUAUCAGUAUGAUGAUAAUCCAUCACAUUGUUUGGUUUGGCCGAGCAGUGAGCUCACACGUGCAGCAAGGUGUCUAAAAUCAUUCACUACCAUGUUAAAUUCUAUUUUCUAUAAUAGUGCUGCUUUAUAUCGUGAUCUGUAUUUUCAUGUGUAGGGAUUAUGGUGGAUAUGGAACAGUUUCAGACACAGCUCUCUUCUUGAGGUGACUUUACGUGAGUGAGUCUUUAAUUACUCUGAGAGUUACCCACAUCCCUAAGUCAUUUAAAAAUGGUAGAAAUGGAUUGUAACUUUAUUUUCAUGCUCUGGAAAUAUUACUGGUAAAUUCUGGACAUUUAUAUACUUCUGGAUGCUUGAAAGGAAGUGCAAGAACUCAAUGGAAAAACACCUUUAAGCAUGUUUAUCUGUGUAGACCUGGCUAAUGAUGCUGUUCUGCAGUCCUAUAGAGUGAAUGGCCUCACCAUGUCAGGUGUCGGGUGUGUCCGGCUACCUCUGGAUCACAUUUCUCUCAUGUUCACUCCUCUUCUCUUCAUAUUUCACAAAAGAAGUUUUCAAAUAUUAACCAAAGCAUGUAGAUGGGGUUUAAUGUUCACACACUCACAGAUCAGGAAUUUAUGAAGAAGGACCAGGAAUUUUAUUUAUGAGCGUCAAAUGUAUUUAUUUUUUAAAUCUUCACAUCUGUCUUAAUUUUUUCUGUCAUGAUGCCAUCUGCCUCAAUAAAGCAAUACAUUCAUAUUGA